AAAUUUUCCAUCGAAACAAACGGUAGUAUUUUUUGUAUCACAUUCAAUAUAAAAAUUACCAAAAUUAUAUCUUUUAAUAAAUAUAAUGCAAAUAAGCUACUGAAAAUAAGUAAUUCCAAAACAGACUAUUUGAAUGUAUGAGUAAAUUACCUUAAAAUUUGCAAUAACAACAGGAAUUAUCAUUAGCAGAAGAACUAAGAAGAUCGUGGUCAAUUCAUGCGGCAAUGGAGAUGUCGUGAAGUGCGUUGUGUUUAGUUGUGCUUUUAGUUACUUAUAUAUAUUCCUUUCUUGUUUAACAGAUUCGGGUUGAAGAGAAGUUGUCUGCAAGAAUAUUAACACUGAAUAGACCUAAGCAAUUGAAUGCCCUUUCAUUUCAAAUGAUUUCUCGGCUAUUGGAACUUUUCAUUGCAUAUGAGGAGGAUUCUAAUGUGAAGUUGGUAAUUGUCAAGGGAAAGGGACGAGCAUUUUGUGCUGGAGGUGAUCUUGCAGCAGUGAUUCGGGAUAUUAAUGAAGGUACCUGGAGAAUAGGUGCAAAAUUGUGUGGGUUGCAGUUCACCUUAAAUUACAUUUUGGCAACAUAUCGUAAACCCCAGGUUUCAAUCCUUAAUGGAAUUGUCAUGGGAGGUGGGGCGGGAGCUUCAAUACAUGGCAGAUUCCGGGUUGCAACAGAAAAUUCGGUCUUUGCAAUGCCAGAAACAGCUUUGGGAAUCUUCCCAGAUGUGGGUGCCUCUUAUUUCUUGUCAAGACUCCCUGGAUUCUUUGGAGAAUAUCUUGGUCUUACAGGCACUAGGUUGGAUGGUGCUGAAAUGCUUGUAUGUGGGCUUGCAACUCACUUUGUCCCCUCAGAGAGAUUGUCUUUUUUGGAAGAAGCACUGUGCAAGGUAGAUUCAAGUGAUCCAGCCAUAAUCUCCGCAGUUAUUAAUGAGUACUCAAAGCAACCUUAUAUGAAAGAGCAAAGUGCAUAUCACAGAUUGAAGGUCAUUGAUAGGUGCUUUUCUCGAAGAACAGUGGAAGAAAUUAUAUCUGCCCUUGAGAGAGAGGCCUUGAAUGAGAAGGAUGAUUGGAUCUCUGAAACAAUCCAGUCACUGAAGAGAGCGUCACCAACAAGCCUUAAAAUUUCUCUGAGAUCGAUUAGACAAGAACGGCUCCAAGGUGUUGGUCAAUGUCUUGUUCGUGAGUAUAGAAUUGCUUGUCAUUUCCUGCAAGGAAAACUCAGCAAGGAUCCCUUUGAGGGCUUCAGAGCUAUACUAUUGGAUAAGGAUAAGAGCCCAAAGUGGGAGCCCUCUAAAUUGGAGCUUGUUAGUGACAAUAUGGUUGACUCAUACUUCUCUAUGAUGGAUGAUGAAGGCUGGGAAGAUCUAAAGCUCCCUGCGAGAUCUAAUUUGCCUGCAUAUGCCAUUGCAAAGCUUUAAUGCGUGAAGGUGAAAAAUGGGGAAAUUGUUGCGCUUUUUAAAUUAUAAUAAAAGGGAUAUCAACACAUUGUGUGGAGACAUAUAUGACCACAAUGAUAUUCUCAUUGUCUUUGUGAUAUUAGUCAAACCUUGUUAAAGGGUGCCAAUUUUAGCUGAUGCUAUAAUUAUAGUAUAUAGAACAUAAAUUUCCAGCGUAUGCUUCAAAUUAUUUUCUCUGGUAAUCUUUGCAAGAAAAGGAACCAUCUUUGACAUGAUGUAAA
Molecule: messenger RNA, 1672 nt
Organism: Quercus robur (English oak)
Lineage: Eukaryota; Viridiplantae; Streptophyta; Magnoliopsida; Fagales; Fagaceae
Product: 3-hydroxyisobutyryl-CoA hydrolase 1-like
Exons: 13
Coding region: 378-1412 (344 amino acids)
Biological process (GO): L-valine catabolic process
Molecular function (GO): 3-hydroxyisobutyryl-CoA hydrolase activity
Source: RefSeq, a predicted model, not a curated record